AUAUAAAUAAAGGAUAGCAAGGUUUUACCCUAACGCCUGUUCGAACCCGGCAGCCUGUGUUCACAUUCCAAAUGGGUCCAGUACAACUCCGCUACCGUCUUUGUACCUACACACAUACGGUACACACCGCUCCGAUUGUUCACGCUAAGGCGGCAGCGGUCGCUCGCAGUGGGACCUGGUGUGCGAUCGUUCUUGGCUGGCCGACCUGGUCAGGCUCUACCUGAGGCCGGCGUCUUCCGCGCUGGGAGCUCUGAUCUUCUGCGCGUGCGCCGACCGCGCCGCCUCGGGUCGCAGGACCACGCUGUUCGUGGCGCAGGCGCUGCAGGUGUCGUCGGCCGUGGCCCUGCUCUUCGUUCCGUGCUUCCUCGCCUUCGCGCUCGUCUACGCUCUCCAGGCUGCUUGCUCCACGGCGAGCCAGCUGGUGUCGUUCGUGCUCAUGCUGGAGCUGCUGCCGACGCCGUUCCACGUGCAGGGCGCGUGCGCGCUCACCGUCGCCUCCACCGUGGGCUACGUCAUGCUGGCCGCGCUCUCCUCGCUCAUCUCCUCCUGGCGAUACGUGCAGCUCGCCCUGGCCGCGCCGCAGCUCGUCUCCCUGGCUUUCCUCUGGCUGGUGCCUUACUCGCUGCCGCAUCUUCUGCUACGGGGCCAGCUGGCGUCGGCCGACAUGACGCUGAGACGCAUGGCGCAGCUGGGACGCGUGGGCCUACCACCCGGUUCCGUCAAGCUGCUGCUGCAGUACGCCGCUGCGUCGCGGUCCCUUUUCGCCGGCGCUUCCGGGGGCUCGGCCCUGAGCCAGCUGUUCCUCUACAAGCAUAUCCGGCGGUACCUGCUCACCCACUUGUACCUCUGGGCGGUCGUUUCCUUGUUCCUGGCCAUACGCGUAUCGGAGAUCGCCACGCUGACCGGAAACCGGAGUGCCGACCUGUUCACGCGAGGAUUCCUCGCCGUCGGUGUUCUACUGCUGGUGUUCGUGCUGGCCGGGCGGCUGGGCACCGUCCGCAUACAGACGCUGCUGCUGGCGCUCGGCGGGAGCCUCUUCGUGGUCGCGGGUUUCUUCGAGCACAGGCGCGUUGCCAGCGAGAAAGGCCUUACUGUUGACCUCUUCUUCUCCGGACUCUGCGCACUGUUCGGCUGGACAGCAGUGGUCGUGGCAAAGUCAACCAUGCUCUUUGACAUGGCAAAAUCCAUGCCCACCGGGACAAGGGCCUUUGGCCUGGGUCUGUGCGUUGCAGUGGGCAGCCUGGCGGAAAUCCUCGCUCCAACGAUAUCCACCUUGGGUGGCCUGCUGCCUUUCUACCUGCCGAUGGCCGGCUGCGGCGUGCUGGUUCUGACCGCGGCCGGACUCAGCCUCGUGUUUCCGGACUCGUGGAAGCGGCCCCUGCCCCCGUCGGCGGAGGCCGCCGACGACGCCAAGCAGCCCCGCCGGACGCGCCGUCGCGGCUCCUACUCUCCGCCCGCGAGCCGGCUGGGUACAGCGACCACCUCUUCGCUACCGCUCGCCGACGACGCAGCGGCCGCGCUCACAGCGGCCAAGGUUACCCGCGCCAAGCAUGCCAGCAUGCGAAGCGCGCGGACCACAUCGGAAACGUCCUGCAAACGGCCGCUGGACUCCAUGGACUCCAGCGGCACUCAGCGAAGCACUUUCGCCACCCAGAUGGUCUAUCCGGAAAAAGGAAGCGUCUACUUCCAGUCCUGCCCGGUCGGACGAAACGUAUCGCUCUCCAAGACGCCCACUCGGGCAAACUCCGUAUCAUCGGGCGACGACAACGAGUCUGACGGCGGCGAGUCGAGGCUCACCGACCUGGAGGACGAGCUCCACCGGGCGUGGGAGAUGGGUGCGCUCAGCUUGAGGUCGCCGCCGCAAAGGACGCGGCGCCAACGCCAGCAGCACGACUUGCAUUGCUUUGGCCUGACUCAGAAGAAGCCCUCUGAAGGAAAUUUCAUCAGCGAAACGGCUUUUUGAACAUUUUUUUCACUCGACACCCUGUGCAAGGAGCAGCCGCGCGCGUUUUGAACGCCCGUAUCGCGUUUACCUGUAUUGAGGGAGCACAAAUCAAGCUUAUACUGCGCACCUACAACUUGGUUACACGCCACACUUCCUUUGGUCGACGUAACCUUUGGUUGGCGAAAAAGUAAGCAAAACAUCGAUCACAACCGCAGCAAUUUGGGCCUGCUGGUAUACCAUGGUAAAGGAUGUUGAAUAGCGCAAGUAUGUGAGAAGAAUUCAAGGGAAGACAGUGCUAACUUCCAACAAACUUCAUUCGUGAAAAGAGCGGCUAAUAUACAUUUUAACGACAGCAUGUGACAUCAACUAUAAUCACCUUUUUAAGAAGUCAGUCUCUUUAUCAGUCAAAAGCACUGAUUCGCACAGUCUGGACCAAGUCCUAAAAUCAGAUUGGUUUACAUGAUUUCUCGAGUCAGCCAGUCACGGUCCUUACGGAUGACAAUACGAAUAACAAAAGAUGGAUUUCAUCCGGAACUUGUACAAUGUGGCGUCAGCCAACCAUCACGUGCAUUUUUCACAUUUGCCUGCUCACGGAUGCCUGUUCAUUGGUGAUAGCGCUAGCAAGUCUAGUUAGGAUGAAAACUCACAGCUAAGUCUAUAUAAGUUAAUGCAUGAAUUGCCUGUAGAGGACUCAAUCAGAUUUUCAGACUUUACUGUGUGUUUUCACCCUAACAUGACUUGCUAGCGCUAUCACCCACGCAUUAACAAAUCCAUACGCCUAUUUCAAUGGGCCCAUUAUAAGCUCGUAAAGAGAGGGAUUGUAAACGGGUAUUUCCGCAAUGCACUUCAGAUGCCUUGCACUCAUGAGGUGGCUAGAAAUGCAGGCAAAGUGGUUGUCCGAUGUUGGCUACCCGAUUUAUGUCCGAACUGCUGCAGCUGAGCCAGUACUCAGAAGGAUGCGCUCUUGCGCUAGUUCUGCGCAACCCGACCCAGACAAAAGAAAAAAAAAUAUUGGAAUGAUUAUCUACCUUUACAAAGUGUCCCAUAAACUCAAAAAUAUAGGUGAACGUUCCAAAGCUAAAGUAUCUUCUCUGCGCCGUCCAAACUAAGUAUAUUAUGUAGUUUAAGCCGCUCUCUUAAUGAAAAGAGCAUAUUUAAUUAACAAAGCACAAUUUGACAGCUGUAUCUACGACGUGGUUUACAAGAUACCCCUUUCGUGUGGUAAGCUGUAUAUAGGUCAGACUAAAUUUUCGCCUCCGACUCGGCUACAGCAGUUUGGACAUGAAUUAGGUAGCCAGCAUCAGACAACCUCUUUAGCUGCCUUUCUAGCCGCCUCGUGAGUGUAAGGCAUGUGAAGUGCAUUGCGGAAACCACCAGUUGACAAUCCCUCUCUUUACGAGCUCAGAGUGGGCCCAUUGAAAUAGGAGUAUGGAUUUGUUACCGCGUGGGUGAUAGCGCUAGCAAGUCAUGUUAGGGUGAAAACACACAGAAAAGUCUAAAAACAUGAUUGCGUCGUCUACGGGUAAUUCAUGCGCUAACAUAGACUUAGCUGUGCGUUUUCACCCUAACUAGGCUUGCUAGCGCUAUCCCCCAUCCGUGAGCAGGCGAAUGUGAAAAACGCCCGCGAUGGUUCGCUGGCGCUUCACUGAACAAGUUCUGGAUGCAAGCCUUCUUUUGAAGCUUGUACUGUUGUCUGUAAGGAUCGUGACCGGCUUACUCGUGAAAUCAUGUAAGCCAAUCUUAUUUUAGGACUUUGUCCAGUCGGUGCGAAAACUCCGUCAGUGCUUUUGACUGAUAAAAAGGUUGACUUCCUAAAACGGUGAAUAGUUGCUGUCACGUGUCCUCUCGUUGAAAUGUACAUUAGCCGCUCUUUUCACGAAUAAAGUUUGUUGGAAGUUAGCGCUCUGUCAUUCCUUGCAUUCUUCUCACGUGCUUGCGCUAUUCAAAAUCCGUUACCAAACAAUGUGACAUUUAACUCACAAAGUAUGUGGAUAUGAGUAGCUUUACAAAGGUUACAGCGAUAAGGGUGCGUUUGCGUUGUCCUUAUUGACGCUGAGCGUGCUACGUCUCAUAACGCAAAGCACAAGCAUAUAUAUGUAAUAUAACGGGUCGUAUCGCUGAUGCCUGACAAACGCUCUGCACCGUGCUUGACAAUGCUCUGUCUCGAUUGCGUUUUCGUCUGCCAUGUUUGCGCCAGGCCGGUAGCUGAGAAGUCGCGUGCUCUGUUUAUCUUGACAAGUUUCCGUGGAAGAUGCUGCAGUGGAAAUGGCUCUCAGCAGCGCUCAUACAGCUGAUGUGUGAGAUUGUCACUUGUCAUAUCGUGAAUAAAAUAAUGUAUAGUCUUCUCAGUGGUGAACAA
Messenger RNA from Dermacentor albipictus, 4304 nucleotides. Its product is annotated as organic cation transporter protein-like. The record is from RefSeq and is a predicted model, not a curated record. Lineage: Eukaryota; Metazoa; Arthropoda; Arachnida; Ixodida; Ixodidae.